AUGCUAACCUUCUCCUCCCCCUUCUCCCCCUCUCCCCCCUCCUCUCCCUCAUCCUCUCCUCUCCUCUCCCUCAUCCUCCCCUCUCCCCCUCCUCAGGUGAACCACACCCUGGGCUCCUCCAUGGUCUGCUUUGAUGGUCCCAUGGCAGUGGGGGGAGACUGUGUGCAGAUGCCCCCCAUGGUUCUGCUGCAGCUGGUUGCCACAAACAGAGCCCGCGUCCUGAGCGCAAACUUCAGCUCCUUCUUUCCUCAAGUCGACCCCAACCUGGCAACCUGCUCCCUGGAACUCACUCUGCAGUUCACUGACAAGGAGGUGAGACUACCAUGA
This is a messenger RNA of Knipowitschia caucasica, 327 nucleotides long. NCBI's taxonomy places the organism in Eukaryota, Metazoa, Chordata, Actinopteri, Gobiiformes, Gobiidae. The record is from the annotation of a GenBank genome assembly.